AAUAUCUUUGGGCACAAACGACGAGCCAUUCCCAAUUUGAACAUCAAAAUCUAUCUCCUUCAUGUGCCUCUUGUUUGUCAAAAAAGCCAGACAAAAACAAGCCGGCUUCGUAACAUCGGGUCAAAAAAUCGUUCGCAAAUUGAAAAGAUUUUUGUGUGAAACUCCACUAGCUUUAAUCGGUGUUCAAUUCCACAUUUCAAAGAGCGAAACAAACCUGAUACAAAAAUGUCAUCGCCCGCUCCGAAAUCGCCGGAACUUUCGGACAAGAGCCGAAAAUAUGAUCGCCAGAUUAGGUUGUGGGGAGAACAUGGCCAGACCCUGUUGGAAAACGCUCAAAUUUGUCUCAUCAACGCAACGGCUCUUGGAACUGAGAUUCUCAAGGGGGUGGUUCUGCCCGGCGUCGGAGGAUUUACCAUCGUAGACAAUGGAAUCGUCACGGAGGAAGAUAUCGGAUGUAACUUCUUCCUGGAUUCGGCCAGCUUGGGGCAAUCGAGGGCCAAAAGCUGCAUGCAGCUGCUCCAGGAGCUGAACCCGGAUGUUAAUGGUGAUUAUUUGGAUGAGAAUGUGGACCAGUUGAUGGAUUCGCAGGCGGAUUUCUUCCGGAACUUUGACGUGGUGGUGGCCACCGGGGUGAACGAACGGACCGUAGCUCGAUUGUCCAAUUUGCUAUGGGAUCAACACAUUCCCUUGAUGGUGUGCCGAUCCGUGGGUUUCUACGGAGUGGCACGGCUUCAGGUGAAGGAACAUUGCGUUGUGGAAUCGCAUCCGGAUAGCCGACAGAGUGACCUCCGGCUGGAACAUCCCUUCGAAGCCCUGAAGAAGCAUAUGGCCGAAACGGAAGUCACCUCCAAGGUUCCCUGGCUGGUGGUGAUGUACAAAAGUCUGCAGGAGUGGGUCGAAAGUCAUGGGGGGCGUUAUCCGGCGAAUUACCGGGAGAAGUCGGAACUGAGGGAGCUAAUCCGCAGUAAAAUGACGGCCGACGAGGAAAAUUUUGAGGAAGCGAUCAAGGCGGUGAAUUCGAGCUUCGGGGGCGGCAAGCCGGGUUCGGCGAUCGGCGAAAUACUGGCGGACGAUUGUUGUUUGAAUGUGAGGAAGGAGAGCAAUGCCUUUUGGAUUCUGGCUCGAGCACUGCGAGACUUCGUAGAAAACGAAGGCCAUGGACUGCUGCCGCUUCCUGGUGUAUUGCCAGACAUGACUGCGGACACCAGCUCGUACAUCAACCUGCAGAACGUGUAUCGAGCGCAAGCCGCUCACGACGCUGAAAUUGUCUACCGGCGAGCUCGCCAGCUGCUCAAAGAGCUGAACAAGCCGAACGAUUUCAUAACGGAAAAGGAUGUCCGGCUGUUCUGUCGGGAAGCUGCUAAUCUUGCCGUCCUACGGGGAACAAAGAUUGCCGAUGAAUACGAUAAGGCCUACAAGGCGUCACAAAUUUCCUCCGCGCUGGAGUCUCCGAGUUCCUUAAUGGCCCACUACUUGACUCUUCGAGCGGUGGACAAAUUCCAGGCCGAGCACGGAUACCUUCCCGGGGAGUGCCAAGUCGAGGAAGACACUUCCCGGAUUAAGAGCAUCGCCAACAAGAUGAUUAACGAGUGGGGCAUCAGCACUCCGAUCAGUGACGACCUGGCCCACGAAAUCUGUCGCUACGGUGGCGCGGAAAUUCACAGCAUUUCGGCCUUUUUCGGCGGAUGCAUUGCCCAUGAGCUUAUAAAGCUGAUCAGCAAGCAGUACAAACCGUUUGAUAAUACGAUCGUCUACGAUGGAACAACGGCACAGACGGAGACCUUUAAACUGUAGGGCGGUUUGGAGUUGGUGCGAGGAGGUAAGAUUUGUCGGAGGAGUCGUACUUUACGUUAUUGAAAUAUCUCUUAUUCGUUCAAUAGUAAGCAAUAGAAUAAAAUAACCAUUUUGUUUCGUCCAA
This is a messenger RNA of Aedes aegypti (yellow fever mosquito), 1918 nucleotides long. RefSeq names its product nedd8-activating enzyme E1 regulatory subunit (gene APP-BP1). The transcript has 3 exons. The record is from RefSeq and is a predicted model, not a curated record. Gene Ontology annotation, cellular component: nucleus; cytoplasm. Lineage: Eukaryota; Metazoa; Arthropoda; Insecta; Diptera; Culicidae. Gene Ontology annotation, molecular function: NEDD8 activating enzyme activity; ubiquitin activating enzyme activity. Bases 226 to 1794 code for a protein of 522 amino acids. Gene Ontology annotation, biological process: protein neddylation; DNA damage response; ubiquitin-dependent protein catabolic process.